Molecule: messenger RNA, 1917 nt
Organism: Cololabis saira (Pacific saury)
Lineage: Eukaryota; Metazoa; Chordata; Actinopteri; Beloniformes; Belonidae
Gene: psmd11b
Product: proteasome 26S subunit, non-ATPase 11b
Exons: 13
Coding region: 21-1289 (422 amino acids)
Biological process (GO): ubiquitin-dependent protein catabolic process
Cellular component (GO): proteasome regulatory particle, lid subcomplex
Molecular function (GO): protein binding; structural molecule activity
Source: RefSeq, a predicted model, not a curated record
GUCGGAUUUGAAUAAGGAAGAUGGCGGCUGCAGCAGUGGUCGAGUUUCAGAGAGCUCAGUCUCUCGUCAGCACGGAUCGCAAUGCCUCUAUCGAUAUCCUUCAUUCUAUAGUGAGACGAGAUGUCCAAGAGGACGAUGAGGAAGCUGUCAGGGUUAAAGAACAGAGCAUCCUGGAGCUGGGGACACUCCUGGCAAAGACGGGCCAAGCAGCAGAAUUAGGAGGCCUGCUGAAAUUCGUGAGGCCUUUUCUGAUUUCCAUCAGCAAGGCCAAAGCAGCUCGGCUGGUCCGCUCUCUGCUCGACCUCUUCCUUGACAUGGAGGCGGCCACGGGGCAGGAGGUGGAGCUGUGUCUUGAGUGCAUUGAAUGGGCAAAGACAGAGAAGAGGACGUUCCUACGACAGGCUCUGGAAGCUCGACUGAUCUCACUCUAUUUUGAUACCAAACGAUACCAGGAGGCCUUGGCUCUUGGCACACAGCUGCUCCAGGAGCUGAAAAAGAUGGAUGACAAAGCUCUUUUGGUGGAGGUUCAGCUGCUUGAAAGUAAGACGUACCAUGCUCUCAGUAACCUGCCCAAGGCCCGUGCCGCCCUCACCUCGGCCAGAACAACCGCCAACGCCAUUUACUGUCCUCCAAAGCUUCAAGCUGCCCUGGACAUGCAGUCAGGAAUCAUCCAUGCAGCAGAGGAGAAAGACUGGAAGACGGCUUAUUCCUACUUCUUUGAGGCCUUCGAGGGUUACGACUCCAUCGACAGUCCCAAAGCCAUUACAGCGCUGAAAUACAUGCUUCUGUGCAAAAUCGUGCUCAACUUACCAGAGGAAGUCCAAGCCCUGAUCAGCGGGAAGUUGGCACUGCGAUAUGCCGGCCGACAGACGGAUGCACUGAAAUGUGUUGCCCAGGCCAGCAAGAACAGAUCAUUAGCAGACUUUGAGAAGGCCCUCACAGAGUACAAAGCAGAGUUGAGGGACGAUCCGAUUAUUAACACUCACCUGGCCAAGCUGUACGACAGCCUGCUGGAACAAAACCUGAUCCGAGUCAUCGAACCGUUUUCCAGAGUACAGAUAGAACACAUAUCGGGUCUUAUCAAACUAUCAAAGGGUGAUGUUGAGAGGAAAUUAUCACAGAUGAUUCUGGACAAAAAGUUUCAUGGAAUCCUCGACCAGGGUGAAGGUGUCCUGAUCAUAUUCGAAGAGCCUCCCGUGGACAAAACAUACGAAGCAGCCUUGGAAACCAUUCAGAACAUGAGCAAAGUUGUGGACUCGCUUUACAACAAAGCCAAGAAGCUAACAUAGAGCUGAUUGCUGUGACAGUGAAAUGGAGGAAAUGUGUGUGUUUUGACCAGCGUGUGUAUUGUUUUUAAAGACAGGGACAAGGGAGAACAACACGUCCCACCAACUGCAACAGGAUCUCUCAUCCUCCUCCCCACUUAAUGGACAGUUUCAUAACUUCUUGUUUGUUUCUUCUCCUCUUUGAUUUUGAUAUCUCUUCAGGAUUCUGUAUAACACUCAGCGGCCACAACAGGCCAUCAGGGAAUAUUGUAAAACCACAAUUUAAAAAGAAAAAAAUAAUAAAAGGUUUAAGAAUACAUAUAUGUUUAUAUCUGCUGUAAGGUUGGGCCCACCGAGCCUUAAGCUGACUCCACUGCAACCUCAAAGGUGCAACAUCGACCUCUGUGGCUUCAGACUCUGCUACCUGCUGCGUUUGCAGAACUGAGGCAUUCUUCUUGUCCAUAUCUCGCAAAAGCACAGUUCAGUUUUUGAAGGUUUGGGAUACUCUAGGAAUACUGAUUUUUAUUUUUUUUUUUUUAAUUAUUUUUGUCCAAGAGCUCCCUCUAGCUCUAAUUUUCUUUCCCUUCACCAUGUCAAUGCCAACAGUUAAGUCCCCACUGUAUUUCAGAUAUGUAAUAAACACUUAUUUGUU